AAGCUGAAAAUGAUGAACCCUACUCCCAAUGGUUACAGUAGUAUUCCUAAUCACAAACCUAAGCCCGAAGGGCAAGAUACUGUUAAAAAACAUCAUGAUGAUAAUAAAAAUUCUAAUUCGGAGCACCACAAGCACAGUUCUGACCAUGUAAAGAAGAAAGAGGGUGAUCCUUUAAAGCAUAAACAUUCUAGUUCUCAUUCAAAACCCAAAGAUACUUCCAAAGACUCUAAUGUAAAAAGUGAUAUUAAAAAAGAGCAUCAUAGUGACAAAGAAAAAAAGCAUCAUAGUUCGUCAAAUAAAGACAGUUCAAAAACCAAAGAAAGCAGUAAUAAACAUUUAGAUCAUUCUAAGCACAAUUCUAUCAAAAAAGAAGAUAAGUCGAAAACUGUGGACUCUGUGAAAAAAGAGCACAGUAAUUCUGAUGGACAACCAAAAUCUGACAACUUCAAAGAAAAUGAGAAGGUAAAAGACAGUAGCUUGAAAGAAAGCAAACACAAGGAUUCAAAGGAGAAGCAUAAAGAGAAACAUAAAGAUUCAAAAGACAAAGUACAUAAAGAAAAAUCAAAGGAAAAAAGUGACAAACCGAAGCAUGAAUCGUCUGAAAAGAGCAAAGAAAAACAUGGAGAGAAACACAAAGAUAAAGAUAAACAUGGAGAAAAACAUAAAGAGAAACUUGGUGAAAAACAUAAAGAAAAAAGUGAAAAAGUUAAGGUAGAAAAACCUGAAAAAGAAAAGCCUAAGAUAAAAUCUAAUGAAUCUGAUCAAGAUGGUUAUUUUUCGCCUGCAAGAAAUUCUGUAGCAGAGAAAACAGAUGUAAAUAUUAAAGAGGAGCCAUUGAGUGAGGACGAUAUGCCUUUAGCUAACCGUAAGCCAUUGAAAGUGACAAAACCAGAGAAAAAAAGUGAAGAUUCCCAUACAGCAAAACCUAUAAAAAAGGAACCAGAAGAUUCAUUUGAAAGAAAAACUGUGAAAAGGGAAGCUGAUGACUCGGAUGAUGAACCUCUUGCUUUAAGGAAAGAGAAGAAGAAGUUAAAGACAGAAAAAGAAAAAGCUCAGAAGAAAAGGAAAGCUGAAAGUGAAGAUGAAGAUUAUGAUACAAAAAAGCCUCUCAAAAAGGUAAAAAAAGAAAAGCCUUCUCAAAAGCCAAAGCAAGAAGCAGAAACUGGGAGCCCAAAAAAGAGAGUAAAAAAAGAAGAAGAGCAAGAGGUUUGGAAAUGGUGGGAAGAAGAAAAACUUGAAGAUGGUGUAAAAUGGAAAACUCUUGAACACAAUGGCCCUGUCUUUCCACCUCCAUAUGAACGUGUUCCAGACAAUGUUAAAUUUUACUAUGAUGGCAAACCUAUGAAAUUAAGUGAACUGGCUGAAGAAGUAGCUGGCUUUUAUGGUAGAAUGCUUGAUCAUGAAUAUACCACAAAGGAUGUCUUCAAUAAUAAUUUCUUCAAAGAUUGGAGGAAGGUCAUGACACCUGAAGAAAGAGAGAUUAUUAAAGACUUAAAGAAGUGUAAUUUCAAAGACUUCGAUGUAUAUUACAAACAAAAAUCUGAAGAAAGAAAAAAUAUGAGUAAAGAGGAAAAAGCUGAAAUAAAAAAACAGAAUGAAGAAUUGACUGCAAAAUAUGGUUUCUGUAUAAUUGAUGGUCACAAGCAAAAGAUUGGCAACUUUAAAAUUGAGCCUCCAGGUUUAUUCAGAGGACGUGGAGAGCAUCCUAAAAUGGGGAUGUUAAAACGACGUGUUGAAGCUGAAGAUAUAAUGAUCAAUAUUGGAAAGGAAGCGAAAGUUCCGGAACCACCUCCAGGUCACAAAUGGAAAGAAGUUCGUCAUGAUAAUACGGUUUCAUGGUUAGCCAGUUGGUCCGAAAAUAUUCUUGGGUCUACAAAGUACAUCAUGUUGAAUCCAAGCUCAAAAUUAAAAGGAGAGAAAGAUUGGCAGAAAUAUGAAACAGCUCGUAAAUUGAAAGCUCAUGCAGACAGAAUAAGAGCAGAAUAUACAAGAGAUUUUAAAUCUAAAGAAAUGAAAGUGAGACAGAGAGCUGUUGCACUGUAUUUUAUAGAUAAACUUGCAUUGAGAGCUGGAAACGAAAAAGAUGAGGAUACUGCCGACACAGUAGGUUGUUGUUCUUUACGAGUUGAGCACAUUACUUUGGAUGAAGAAAAAGAUGGUCAAGAAUAUGUUGUCAGUUUUGACUUCUUAGGUAAAGAUUCCAUCAGAUAUGUAAAUUCUGUUCCUGUUGAAAAGCGAGCUUUCAAAAAUCUGAAGCUUUUCAUGGAAAAUAAACAGCCUGGUGAUGACUUGUUUGAUCGCUUGAAUACUGCAAUUCUGAACAAAUACCUGAAUGAUCUCAUGGAAGGCUUGACUGCCAAAGUCUUCCGUACCUACAAUGCAUCUAAAACGUUGCAAGAGCAGUUGGAUCUGUUGACUAAAGAGGAUAUGUCAUUACCGGAGAAACUGCUAGCAUACAAUCGAGCAAAUAGAGCCGUAGCUAUUCUUUGCAACCAUCAACGGGCUGUUCCUAAAGGAUUCUCCAAGAGCAUGGAAAACCUCAAAGCUAAGAUUGAUGAUAAAUUAAAGCAAAUAAAAGAAUUCAAAAAAGAAUUAAAGGAAGUUAAGCAAGCAGCUAAGAAUGGCAGUUCUAAGGACAAAGUGCUGUAUGAUAAAAAGAAGAAAAGACUUGCACAACUGGAAGAACAGUUGAAAAAAUUAGAAGUUCAAGUGACUGAUAAAGAAGAAAACAAGCAGAUAGCAUUAGGAACAUCCAAAUUAAAUUAUUUGGACCCCAGAAUUAGUGUUGCUUGGUGCAAGAAAUGGGGUGUUCCUAUCGAAAAAAUAUAUAACCGCACACAAAGAGAUAAAUUCAGGUGGGCAAUUGAAAUGGCCGGACCCGAUUAUAAGUUUUGAUGUCGACUGGUCAGCCUCAUGCAUUACCGUAACAGGGGCUGACAUCAUGUUAGCUGAAUAUGAAGAAAAAGUGUCUUGCCUUCAUCUCUAUGUACAAUUAAAUCAUGUGUGUAGCCAUCUAGAAACUUUAGAAAAGGGACACUUGACGGGCAUCAUUCCACGUCUGCAGCCUAGCUGCCAGUGUAUAAUAUCAGCCAUCUUUUUUGUGUAAUCCAAAGGAGGAUUGGGCCCUUAGUGGUCUUUGUGUAACUUUCUCUUUUGUACUGAGGAAUCUUGGACGUAGCUGAUUGUACCAAAUGCAUCCCUAUGCUGCUUAUGUUUAAUGGGAAUAUUUAUUUAUUAUGUGGAAUUAUUCCAAAUUUGUGUUUUGUUGGCUUAGGUUUGUCUGUGCAUUAUAUAUAUAUAUAUAUAGUAUAUGUAUUUAUUUAGUCAAAUCGUAGUGACAUGAACUGUAGGCAUACAGUCAAUGAUCGAAAGUCAUUUUUACAUUCAGAUCCAUAAAUUGGACUUAGCUUGGCUAAUGAUUCAUAAGCAACUUGAUGUAUUUCAGACUUGGAGAUUAACACCAUGACUAAUUGCUUGUGAAGCACAGGCCCUUGGUAGACUGGCAUAAAUUUUGUGACUUUUUCCAAUAUGUAUCAAUAUAACAUUUUUGUUAGCACCUAAAUUGCAUCCUCUUUUUUAAUGCAUUUUAGCCAUAUUAAUGGGAUAAAUGUUAGUAUCACAUCAUUUGGGAAUCAUGAAAAAAUCAUUUUUGUCAUUCUUUAUUUUACUUUCAUGGAUUGUUAAAAUUUUAUUGCAUAUUACGACCUUAUCACUUUGCAAUGAAGUUGAAUCUGAUGUUUGCUUGUGGAGUGUGUAAAUUGCCUUAUAUUUAUUACUCUUUUUACCAAGAGAAUAUCUGUAUGUGAAUUUUGUUUAUAUAUAUUACAUAUUUAAACCGUUGUGAUGUUUUAUACCAUUUUAGUUUUUCUCAUGAAAUUCAGAUCUUUAUGACAAUGAAGAAUAAUUUAUUUAAGUAAUGAGUUAAAAGGAAUAUUUACUUGCAUAGUAAUCUCCAUUCCAUAUAAGACUAUUAAAUUUAUUUGUGUGAAUCUAAGUACAUGUAUUACAGAUGAUAUUAAUCAAGCAUUAAAAGUACUUAAUUUUAGAUGUCAAGGAGUCAUAAAUCUAAAUUCUACAUACUAAAAUCUAAAACUUUUACCAUCAGUUUAACCUUUUCUUAGGAGCUGGGACAUAUGUCCCAUGUGUUUACUAUAUUAAAUUGAUUAUUAUUGGUUUUUUUUUUUUUUUUUUUUUUUUUUGUUGUUGAUUGAAUAGUAGACUGAAUGGCUUUAGAACAUAAAAAAAUUAGUCUCUAUAGCCAAUGUGAAAACAACAGUGAUAGUUUUGAAAAGAGGCAUUAUUGAAGACUGUAUCAUUUAGUGUUAAGAGGAAAAUUUUUAAACUAGAAAAAAAGCAUUAAAAAUCAUAAAUACUUCCUGAAAAUGCUAGGUAAUUUGUUGUUUGCCUUAAGGUUUACAAAUUUAGUGGACAGUCAUUAAAACCAAAAUUAAUUAUGUAUAAUUUUAAAAUUAAGAAUCUUGAAUGUUAUUUUUAUUAACCCAGUGCAUGUUUCUGUUAUUUUUUAAUUAAUUUUAAAAACAAAAAUAUUAUCCCCCUCAUAGCAUUUCCUUUUUUAUAUUAUUUAUUUAAUAAGUAGGUUUUGUAUUCUCGAUUAGAAAUGAUUGUACAUACCAUGUGUGUAUUAGAUAUAUGAAUAUUUUAUAGCAUUUUUACAUUUUUGUAAAAUUGGAAAUUGCAGUUAAAAUAUUGAUUACUAUGUAAGUAAAUAUGCUUAAGUUAUUCAAGCAUAUUAAAUCCAUUAACUAUGCACAUUAAUUUUAUCUCGAUUGUCUUGUGCAUUUUAAUACUAGUUAUAAAACUGCUUGUGCAUUUUAAUACUAGUUAGGUGAUUUUAAAUAUAACAGCUGUUUUGAGGUUACGAAAAUUUGAAACUAUCAUUAGUGAUGUGUUGCAUAAUUGGUAAAAGGGGUCCAGGACUCUUGCAUUUAUAUGAAUUUUGAAAUAAAUUCUGAUUUUUUGCUAUCUAAGUAAUAGAAAAUAAGAGUAUAUAUAUUAUUAUAGUCUUUGUUUAAAGAAUGUUCAUUAAAUUGCAAUGAAGUAGAAUUUUUAUAAGUUUUUACCUUUUCUCUUGUGAUUAGCGGCAUUACUAAUGAUUCAUAAAUUAACAAUAAUUUGAAAAGCAAGCUAUUUUCAGUAUUAUUUUUAAAUUUAUAGCUACUUUACUGAUGACAUCCUUUUGGCAUUUUCACUUACUGUGAAAAAAUUUUAAAAAACCACGGUUCUGUUAUGUAUAUUUCUGUGCAAAAUGAAACAAUAUGAAUUAUGUAAGCUGUUACUUUAUUACACAAACUGAUAUAUUAUAAAAAAAUAUUUGCUUUAUGAGGAUAAACUUUUCAAUAUCAAAUCAUGUGCAAAAUUUUAAAUUGAAUAUCUGGUUAAAAAUUUGUCCUCAAAAGAAAUCUGUAUAUUGCAACAAAUCAGUCAAGAGCAAGAUGUUCUGCACCAAUCUGUAGGUAUUAUUUCGAUCGGUUUUUAUUUAUUUAUUUUUUUUUAAAGGAAUAUGAAUGUGGUAGCUGACUGCUGUAAUGAAAUUGUACAAUAAAAAUAUCAACACUUUUAACCAUU
Molecule: messenger RNA, 5586 nt
Organism: Stegodyphus dumicola
Lineage: Eukaryota; Metazoa; Arthropoda; Arachnida; Araneae; Eresidae
Gene: Top1
Product: DNA topoisomerase 1
Biological process (GO): chromosome segregation; DNA topological change; DNA replication
Cellular component (GO): nucleolus; chromosome
Molecular function (GO): DNA binding; DNA topoisomerase type I (single strand cut, ATP-independent) activity
Source: RefSeq, a predicted model, not a curated record